AUGUUCCUCUUGCCCGCCGCCUUGUUGGUGGUUGGCCAUGCUACCGCUUUCACCCUCGUUUGUCAGGACCAGUCGCCUCUUGGACAGCGUCUUUCCAUCCCCACCGCACCUUCCUCUGUCAAACCCGCCAAUGGCAAGAGGGCAACUGUGGGUGGAACCACCCUGACGGCAACAUCGCCUCCUUCUACCACAGCUGCAACAACCACUCCUACUGCUCCUACCACUAACAAUCGAAACAACAAUAACAAUAACAACAAUAGAAAUGGCAAGACGGCCCCCCAAUCUCGACCCAACUUUGGUGGUGCUCCUGGAAGCAAUAACAAUCGUGCCGUGGCACCACCACCACCACCGAUGCCCCCCCGCCCAGAAGACGACGACAAGACGCUGAUUGAAUUGCAGCAUGCCACCAACAUUGUCCAACACUUUACCGACAGUCUGGCACAAAUGGCCGACGAUGCCACAUAUCUUCAAGAUCAAGUCAGUUACGUCAUUACACUGCACGAAGCCGAAAAGCAGCGCACACAGGAAUUGGAACUAGAAUUGGAUGCCAUUUGGAACGACAAGACGACAUUGGAGCAAGAGAUUCAAGACAUGGCCGCCGCGGAAGAUCAACUGCUAGCAGAUCGGGAACAACUCGAACGAGAAGUGGGAUUGUUGCAAGAACAGAAUCGAGAUAUCUUUGAACGUCAUCGCAUGGAAGAAGACCGUGCUGCAGAACUGGAACUCCAACUCAAUGCCACUCGCGUCGAACACACCAAGUUGGAAACGGAAAUCAACGAACUCUUGGAACAAGGAGACAAAAUGUGGUUUCAACAAGAAGAACUCCAACGGGAAGUCGACUACAUGCACGAACAGAAUGUCAAGAUCCACAAUCAACAAAAGGUGGAGGAACAACGAGCGCUCGAGUUGGAAGAAGAAAUCAGUCAGAUUUGGAAAGAACAAGAUCGAGAACGAGAUCAGUGGGAGUCAUUGGUGGAAUCGCAAGAACGGCAGAUUGAAGCACUGCGCAUUCAGUUAAAGACGACGUCAGCUGGACAGCCGCGCAUGCUCAAUCCAGGGCGGAACAUGCCAAUCCCUCCUUUGGAGAUGCCGCAUCGCAGCGGUCGCGGCGGCAGUAAGGUGGCGGCGGCGACCAUGGAGAAGACAGCACGCAAAGUCGGGACCAAGUCGCGUACUAGAUCUGCCGACUGGGGAAUUGAUCCAGAUAGUACUGUGGGAUACCGCGGAACUCCCUAG
This is a messenger RNA of Seminavis robusta, 1236 nucleotides long. The record is from the annotation of a GenBank genome assembly. Lineage: Eukaryota; Bacillariophyta; Bacillariophyceae; Naviculales; Naviculaceae.